AAUUUUUUUUCAAGAAUUCAAAAAGCUAUCUUUAUUUCUUCACUACUAAGCAAAUGGCAACUAAUUCAUUCAACUCCAUUCAUCAGACACUAAGGAGAAGGCAUUCUAUAGAUUGCUCUUUUUCUUCCUCUUCUUCUUCUUUUUUCCUCAAGCCAACAAUUACCAAAAACCCCUCCUCUUCAACUUCAUUCUCCAUUCAUAAUCUCAUAACUUUCUCUGUUUCCUCAACUACCCCUACCACCACCACCACCACCACCACCACUACCACCCCCUUCGAUGUCCUCGAACAACACUUAUCUUCCCAAAAAUUCCGGGAAGCCGACGAGGAAACUCGCCGUUUACUCAUAGCUUUAGCCGGAGAAGCAGCAAUUAAACGAGGAUACGUCUUCUUCUCCGAGGUUCAAUUCAUCUCAGAAUCUGACCUCAAAGAAAUCGAUUCGCUAUGGAGAAAAUACAGCGACAACAAAUUCGGGUACAGCGUUCAGAAGAAGAUAUGGAACACCAAAGUGGACAGAGAUUUCACGAAUUUCUUCAUCAAAGUUGGAUGGAUGAAGAAACUGGAAAUCGAGGAAGUAGAUCAGUACAAUUACAGAGCUUUUCCGAAUGAAUUCAUUUGGGAAUUGAAGAAUGAUACACCAGAAGGGCAUUUGCCAUUAACGAAUGCUCUGAGAGGAACUCAAUUGCUGAAGAGCAUUUUGACUCAUCCAGCUUUUGUUGAAGAAGGAGAUGAAGAUGAAGAAGACAAAGAAGAAAUUAGUAGUAAUAAUAAUUCUGUGGUAGAUAAAGGGAGUGCUAAAAAGGGGGGGUUAUUUGGGGGUUUAAGGAGUAAAUUAUUUAGUAAACCAGAUUACAGCUUUUGAAUUUUUGAAGAAAAAAAAUGUUUAUUUAUUUGUGAUUUAAUUACUUAAAUCAUUACAUCAAAGUAAAACUUAUGUGAUAAAAAGUUGAAUGAAUUAGAGUUUUUUUCCUUAA
Molecule: messenger RNA, 972 nt
Organism: Solanum dulcamara
Lineage: Eukaryota; Viridiplantae; Streptophyta; Magnoliopsida; Solanales; Solanaceae
Product: tetrapyrrole-binding protein, chloroplastic
Exons: 1
Coding region: 54-860 (268 amino acids)
Biological process (GO): chloroplast-nucleus signaling pathway
Cellular component (GO): chloroplast
Molecular function (GO): tetrapyrrole binding
Source: RefSeq, a predicted model, not a curated record